This is a messenger RNA of Paramecium pentaurelia, 1783 nucleotides long. The record is from the annotation of a GenBank genome assembly. Lineage: Eukaryota; Ciliophora; Oligohymenophorea; Peniculida; Parameciidae.
AUGAAUCACUAAGACAAUGCUAUAAAGGGAGUUUUAAAAUAAUAAUUGAUUGUAGAUUCAGAAAGUGGGCCAUAUAAAACAAUUUAAGAAGCUAUUGAUAAGGCUGAACCUAACACAGUUAUAAAAAUAGCACCAGGCCUUUAUUCUUCAAACAUAUUGAUAAAUAAGCCUGGCCUACGUUUAGAGCCUAAAGAAAAAGUUGGAGAUAUAAUUAUUGUUGUAUCCUCAAAACCUACAAUAUUAGUGGAUUUAAAAAAAGAUGAGCGUUGCACUUUGAUUGGAUUAAAAAUGUCUCAUAGUGGCACAAGUGAAGAAGUUGAAGAAUUAGAGAAACUCAUAGAAGGACAAGAAAUUGCAAAACAUUUAUUUGGUGGUCAUGAGGAUGGUGCAGCUGGAAUGGAAUCAAAUCCAGAUGAAGAAUUUGUAAGUAAAGUACCUAUUGAAACAAGUAUGAAUUGUGUUGUUUUAUUAAAUGGUGGUAAGUUAUUUAUGGAGGAUUGUUUAAUUGCUUUAAAGUAAGUAAUUAAUUUACUAAUUUAGUUUUAUUGUAAAAUCAUUUAAAGGAAUAUUACCAGGAAUUGCAAUAAAUAAUGGAGCAGAAGCCUUGUUUAUAAGAUGUGAAAUAAAAGGAACUUCAUCUAAAAACUAAGAUGCAAAAACUAUUGGUAUUUUACUAAAAUUGGGUGAUCUAAUAAUUAAGGAUAGUAAGGUUCAUAAUCACACAUAUGGAGGGAUUCUGAUUUAGUAAGCUACUACAAAUAAAAGUGUUCGAAUAAUGAAUAGCAAAAUCAUUUAGAAUAAAAAAGUUGGUAUUCAUGUAGUAGGUGCAGAUGCUGUUCCAUAAAUAGAAUAAUGCAGAAUUGAAAACAAUGAAGGUCCAGGUAUUAAAGUAGGUAUUGGUAAUAAAGCAAAAAUUUUUGGUAAUGAAAUUAAAACAAAUAUUAUUGGAAUUGAAGUAUUGUCUGCAGAUCCUUAGAUAUUUAAUAAUAAAAUUGAUAAGAAUUUUACAGAUGGAAUUUUGACUAAGGUUUUUGAAUAAUUAAGAUGUGAUGGUAAGAUUAAAUCAAAUUAGACUAUAUCUGGAAAUAAAGAAAAUGGAGUUCAUUGCACUGGAUAAAAUAAUUUCACAAGGAUUGAAUCUAAUACAUUUAUAGGCUAUAAUAAAAAAGCAGGAAUCAAAGCAGAUACAGAAUCACGCAUUUCUAUAUUUAAAAAUAAAAUCUCAAAAAAUUUAGGUUAAGGAGUUUUAUUAGUUGAAACAUCAUCUGCUGUUAUAGAAAAAAAUGAAAUUACAGAUAAUAUUAAAGCUAAUAUAGCAUUAGGAGGAGCAAAUUCAGUAGACACAUUUAUUGUUGAGAAUAAAAUUCUUGGUGGUAGAUGUGAAGGUAUUUUCUUAAUUGAGUGUGGUAAAUGUUGGAUAUUUAGAAACAAUAUUGCUGAAAAUGUAUUAAUUUAUCAUAUACAAUAGAAUGAUGGUAUUGUUUGUAUAACGGCAGUUCCAGUUAUAAAAUUAAAUAAUAUAUAGAAAAAUAAAAGUAAUGGAAUAAUGAUACUAAAGGAUAGUAGACCUGAAAUUAUGGAAAAUAAUAUAAAUGAUAAUGAUGGUAUUGGAUUGUUUAUUAGAGAUAAAAGUCAUGGAAAAAUAUUAAAUAAUAUGAUUAAAUCAAAUGAAAUUGAGUUAGUUGUUGAAAGGAGAAACCCAUCAUUGGAAUCUAUUGUAUAAGAAAAUAAAGUAAGUGGUGAUAUUAGAAUACCUUAAAAUUAUGAUUGCACAAUAUAAUGA